UCUUCCCCGCACGAAAUCGAUCGGGAGACCAAACCCUAACUGUCUUCGCCGAUCCCUUCCUUUCGAAACCCCCAAUAUUCGCUCGAUCGAUCCAUGGGAGGACAUGGAGGGCUCAACAUAUUGCCGCAGAAGCGGUGGAACGUCUACAACUACGAGAACCGCGAGAAGGUCCGUAAGGACGAGGAGGCCGCAGCUCGCGAGGAGCAGCUCCAGCGCGAGCAGUCCCGACGCCGUGACGCCGAGUUCCGCCUCGACCGCCUUCGGCGUGCCCGUGGCCUUCACCACCAACAACCCCCCUCCGUCGACGAUUCCCGCCACUUCAACCUCUUCGACGGCGUUUCUGACUUCUCCUCCCUCGGUGGCGCCCAGGACAAAGUGGCCACCCGUGACGGCAAGAGAUUCAAGAAGGAGGAGGCCGAAGAGGGCGGUUCCAAGAGCUCCAAGAAGCGGCGGAGAGAGGAUGCGCCAGUGCCGGUGGCGCCGGAGGACGAGAAGUAUAAGCUGGGGUAUGGGCUGGUCGGGAAGGGGGUGAAGGCGCCAUGGUACCUCUCACGGCCGUCGGCCAUGUCGUCGGAGGCCGUUGAUGAAGAAAUUGCCGGUUCCAGGGUUGCUAGUGUUUCCGGGAAGAAGACUGCAGGGAAGAAGACGAUAGAGGAGCUGAGGGAGGAGAGGAUGAAGCGAGAGAAGAAAGAAAAGGGGAGGGAGCGGGCGCUUCUGGCUGCCACACGGAAAAAUGGUCCUGAUCGAGGGUUUUCAAGGAAGAUUUGAUUUUUCUCUUACCCACCAAGCUUAUAGCGACGCUCAUCGGACAGAGUGUUCAGAUUCUCAUCAAUCUACAACAAGUUGGUGUAAAUAUCUUGAUGAUGCUCUUGUUUCAUGAAACUGCAAAAAAUAACAGAAAGAGAGAGAGAGAGUAUAUACAUCUUCUACUAAAGCUGAAUAUAGAGUUAUGUCCUCGGUUUGUUAUGAAAUUAUUUGGCUUCAAA
Messenger RNA from Musa acuminata subsp. malaccensis (wild Malaysian banana), 986 nucleotides. RefSeq lists its product as uncharacterized. Lineage: Eukaryota; Viridiplantae; Streptophyta; Magnoliopsida; Zingiberales; Musaceae. The record is from RefSeq and is a predicted model, not a curated record.